Messenger RNA from Limulus polyphemus (Atlantic horseshoe crab), 1687 nucleotides. Its product is annotated as BAG domain-containing protein Samui-like. Gene Ontology annotation, cellular component: cytosol; nucleus; cytoplasm. The transcript is spliced from 2 exons. Gene Ontology annotation, molecular function: adenyl-nucleotide exchange factor activity; protein-folding chaperone binding. The coding region runs from base 88 to 1497 and encodes 469 amino acids. The record is from RefSeq and is a predicted model, not a curated record. Gene Ontology annotation, biological process: protein stabilization. NCBI's taxonomy places the organism in Eukaryota, Metazoa, Arthropoda, Merostomata, Xiphosura, Limulidae.
GGUCAGAGAGGAUGACGUUCCAGAAAGAAUUACGUUUUUACUGGGAAGGGUAGGUGUAGUAUUGAGUUACGAAAUUAAAGGAUAAAUAUGGAGCAACGAAAAUUUCCUUUUCAAUUUUCGGACACUAAUCAAGCUGAACGUAGGUCAGAAUUUCUCAAACGUUUUGGUUUUCGACCCGAAGAAGAUCGUGGUAUGUUUUGUGAAGCAACCCAAUUAAGUCCAGAAUGGCCUGACUGGCAUGGAAGAUUUCAUCACGGAGGGUUUGGGCAUGGGCAUGGUGAUGGAAGUAACUCCCCAUCAGAAUCCAACUCUAGUAGUCCAAACAUUUGUCGCAAAGUAGGAUCAUCCUUUAGUAACUGGAAUUGUGAUGAAGAGGAAAUACCGAUUAAGGUAAUUCACCAAAAGGGUGCUCCUAUGAAAACAAGUGGUGAGUAUGUGUGUACUUCAGAGUCAGAGACAUCAUCUCAAGGCAGUGAUGCUCAGCCUGGACAAUCCCAAAGAAGACCUCUUGAACCACGCAUUUACCAUAUUCCCAUACUUGUGGAGCCUCGGGAUGGCUCUACAAGUUCAGGAUAUGCUUCUGAUGGUACUAGUGAAGAAGCAAAAACCAGAUCACACCAACAGCACCCUUCUGAAGGAGAGGACUGGGGUAGUCCAAGUAUAAAGCAGCUGAGGCAGAACUUUGAAAACCGCAGCUCAUCUAGUGGCAGUCAAGGUAGUACAUGGCAUUCUUUGUCCAAUAGACAAGACUCUGCUAGUCAAAAUUGUCCAGCUCGAGGUAAUUGUGAUUCAGAGAGUCCACAUACAUCAACAACAAAAGUUUUUUAUGUACCAAUCAAAAAGGAAACACAAGAAGAUUUCCCAAAGACUCAAGAGGAUUCUCCUCAAUUGCUUGUCAAUCACCAAGAUCCUUGUUCUUCUCUCAGGGCCGAGGAACCACAUUCUGGUAACAAUUUCUCCAGUAAAGGUUGUCAUGUAACAAGAAUAAAUAUUAAUGGUGGAUCAUCUCAUUAUCAAGGACAUAAUAGUGAUUUGCCUUGUAGUACCCAACAGCAAAAUUCAAGUACAAUAAGUGACAGUUGUGAUGGACCCUCAGAAUCCCAACAACUAGACCCCUUUCAGCAAAUAGCUGCUAUAAGAAGUGAACUUGAUAGACUUAAAAUUGAAGUAACAGCAUUUGAUGGAUCUACCAUCAAUAGACAGAAAAAGUAUGGAUACUUAGAUGAGAUGUUGACAAGGUGUAUGCUAAAGCUUGAUGAUGUCAUCACUCUUGGAGAUGAAGAGGUUCGGAAAGCCAGAAGAGCUGUUAUUAAAGAUGUUCAGCAGUGUAUUGCACAACUGGAAGCUAAAGUAAAACCUCUGUCUGAGGACUGUAAUGAAGAAACCGUUUCUAAUGCAACUGUCAAAGAUGGUGGAGAGUCAUACUCAGGAAAUGAAGACAUUCUUAAUCAACAACCAGAAGAACAAGAGGAGAGUGAUCAACACACAAAACUGUAAAUUAGUUUUCAUGUUAUUCUUGUGAAUGAAUAUGAGACAACCUGAAUAGAAUCAAGUAAACAUUAAUACAUUUUUCAUUCUAGUAGUGGGUCUCAAAAAAUCUUUUCAUAAAUGUUUGGAUGAUGUCAGAAUUUAUCUUUUGAGAAAAUGAUUGUUGGAAAGAUUAUUUUGAUCAGUUGGAAAGAAAUGU